GCGCAGCCCGCGCGGAGCCGGCUCAGAGCGAGAAAAGCCAACCUAACCCGUCGGGGCCGCCGCUCCGGACCCGCCGCCCGCCGCCUCCCCCCGGAUCGGGUGUACUGUCCCAACCCGAAAGUCCAGUUCUGCGGCCCGGCAGCGGCGAGAGCGCGAUGACACAGGAGUACGACAACAAACGGCCAGUGUUGGUUCUUCAGAACGAAGCACUUUAUCCACAGCGGCGCUCCUAUACUAGCGAGGAUGAGGCCUGGAAAUCUUUCCUGGAAAACCCUCUCACUGCAGCGACCAAAGCGAUGAUGAGCAUCAAUGGAGAUGAAGACAGUGCGGCUGCGCUGGGCCUGCUCUACGACUACUACAAGGUUCCAAGAGAGAGAAGGUCUUCAACAGCAAAGCCAGAUGUUGAGCACCCAGAGCCAGAUCACAGCAAAAGAAAUAGCAUACCAAUAGUGACUGAGCAGCCCCUCAUUUCUGCUGGAGAAAACAGAGUACAAGUACUGAAGAAUGUGCCAUUUAACAUUGUCCUGCCCCACGGCAACCAGCUGGGCAUUGAUAAGCGAGGCCACCUCACAGCUCCUGAUACGACAGUCACGGUCUCCAUAGCAACGAUGCCUACCCACUCCAUCAAGACGGAAAGCCAGCCACAUGGCUUUGCUGUGGGCAUCCCUCCGGCAGUCUACCACCCCGAACCCGCCGAGCGUGUGGUAGUUUUUGACCGGAACCUUAGUACUGACCAGUUCAGCUCUGGUGCUCAACCCCCAAAUGCUCAACGGCGGACUCCAGACUCGACUUUCUCAGAGACCUUCAAGGAAGGCGUUCAGGAGGUUUUCUUCCCCUCGGAUCUCAGUCUGCGGAUGCCUGGCAUGAAUUCAGAGGACUAUGUUUUUGACAGUGUUUCUGGGAACAACUUUGAAUAUACCCUAGAAGCUUCAAAAUCACUUCGACAGAAGCCUGGAGAUAGCACUAUGACAUACCUGAACAAAGGCCAGUUCUAUCCUGUCACCUUGAAGGAGGUGAGCAGCAAUGAAGGAAUCCAUCACCCCAUCAGCAAAGUCCGAAGUGUGAUCAUGGUGGUUUUUGCUGAAGACAAAAGCAGAGAAGAUCAGUUAAGGCAUUGGAAGUACUGGCACUCCCGCCAGCACACGGCCAAACAAAGGUGCAUUGACAUAGCUGACUAUAAAGAAAGCUUCAACACCAUCAGCAACAUUGAGGAGAUCGCUUAUAACGCCAUUUCCUUCACCUGGGACAUUAACGAUGAAGCAAAGGUUUUCAUCUCUGUGAACUGCUUGAGCACAGAUUUCUCUUCUCAGAAGGGUGUGAAGGGGUUGCCUCUUAAUAUUCAGAUUGACACCUACAGUUACAACAACCGCAGCAACAAGCCAGUGCACAGGGCCUACUGCCAGAUAAAGGUCUUCUGUGACAAGGGAGCUGAGCGGAAAAUCAGGGAUGAAGAACGAAAGCAGAGCAAGAGAAAAGUUUCGGAUGUUAAGGUGCCGCUGCUUCCCUCUCACAAGCGCAUGGACAUCACGGUGUUCAAACCCUUCAUUGACCUCGACACUCAGCCUGUCCUCUUCAUUCCUGACGUGCACUUUGCCGGCCUGCAGCGGGGCACUCAUGUCCUUCCCAUUGCCUCAGAGGAAUUGGAGGGUGAAGGCUCCGCCUUGAAGAGGGGGCCAUAUGGCACGGAAGAUGACUUUGCUGUCCCGCCUCCUGCUAAGCUCACCCGGAUAGAAGAACCAAAGAGAGUGCUGCUCUAUGUUCGAAAGGAAUCAGAAGAAGUCUUUGAUGCUCUCAUGCUCAAGACCCCGUCUUUGAAGGGAUUGAUGGAAGCCAUCUCAGACAAAUAUGAUGUUCCCCAUGACAAGAUUGGGAAAAUAUUCAAGAAGUGUAAAAAGGGGAUCCUGGUGAACAUGGACGACAACAUCGUGAAGCAUUACUCCAAUGAAGACACCUUCCAGCUGCAGAUCGAAGAAGUGGGGGGGUCGUACAAGCUCACCCUGACUGAGAUCUAGAGCCGGAGGGCCCGCAGCCCCCCACGCGUUCAGUGAAGGUGUGGCGAGAUCUUACGGCCCAGCGAGCCCCGGGCUCCCCAGUCAGCAACCUCGAGAACACAGGCGGGUGUCAAGGGAAGGGAUUCCUUUCGAGCUGGAGUUGGAGCUGCAUUUGGCUUAGAGAUAGCGUUUAAUUUAUUGCAUUGGCAUUUUUCAGAUGACAGAGAAAUCCACAUACCACUGUGUUUGAAUUUCCUGAUAUAUUUAGGAUUAAAAGUGAAAAAUUUGUUCCAGGAUUUAACAGAGCCUCUGGGAACCUUUAGGAUAUCUGCUACAUUAUUUAUCAAAAUAUUGGGCUGUCUACCUUGUCCUGUGAUACUGGUGAGCCCACUCGCUAGCGGAAGUCAGGAGAGCAGCAGGCUUGGCUCUAAGGACGGGUGCCCUUGCCUGGAGUCCGUGAGGCUCCGCUGCCCCACGUUCAUGGGCACCUGAGGGGCAAAGGGGUGAGUCCUUUUUCCCUCAGCCUCUCAUCCUCCAAUAAAUGUUUACUAAAAUAGGGCAUGUUACCAAAAUCUUCCUUUGCAACUUUCUUGGACAUAUCAACUGCCUUUCUUAUGAAGAAUUUAAAUGGGUUACAUAUGAAAUCAGUUAAGAUAAAGCUGCAUUGUAUAUAAGUGCAAUAUGUUUUUGAAGGUCUGUGUCUGUAAAUGUGUACAUACAUGUCUUAUAUAAAUAUAUAAUAUAUAAAUAUGGUGUCUGUGUACAUACAGUGAAGAUAUGCAGUAAGAUCUGCCUUAAAGACUUUCUCUAGACAAACGGUUAAGUUAUUUUUGAUAAUGUAUACCAACCAUAUAGAAUUCCUUGCUUAGUGGAAACCCGCUAAAAACCUGUUUUCUCUUGUGUUUUCCCAAAUACAAGCAAUCAUUCCAUAGCAUAACAAAACCUCCUCAAAUGACAGAUUCUGUUUGCUAUUGAGAAUGUUAUCAUUUUUAUUUCUGCACUGUUUAACAAAUGAAGUAAAACACUGCUGCAAUUCAUGUCUGUUGUAUAUGCUGGUAUCAGCCAGAUGUACCUACAUAGAGUGAACACACAGUAAUUGCAACACAGAUGUUGUAAUGAUUGUGUACCAAGUGAUACAACUCAAAAUGGAGUUCUUCCUAAUCUUCCUGUUAUAAGAAAUGAUUAUUUCAUCAUGUUCAGAGCCUUCAAGCUUUAUCUUUGUUGUUAACAAUUCUAGAAAGCAUUCACAAAUUUAUGAGAAUAUAUUACCAUGGCAGGGGAACAUUUUGUAUACAUGUUUAAAUAUAUUAAAAUACUAAAAAAUGUAAUUUUAUAACUGAAAUAAAAAUCACGGGUAUCUUUAGGUUCAGGGAGCUAGAAUAGGUCAUUUACAUAAGUAGGAUUGAUAGUGACAUUCUUAGGUUAAAAUAUUCUAAUGAAGUAUGUGAACUAAGUUACUGGUUUUCUAAAAUAAGGUAUGGGAUAUGGGUAUAUAACUUUUAUAUUUUGUUUUAUGAAGUUGAUUUUGUCUUGUUUUUAAUUAUAUCAUUGAAGAUGUAUUUUAAACUAAAGGGAUUAAAUUUUAUAUGUCUAUUUCA
Messenger RNA from Lemur catta (Ring-tailed lemur), 3589 nucleotides. RefSeq names its product grainyhead like transcription factor 1 (gene GRHL1). The record is from RefSeq and is a predicted model, not a curated record. Lineage: Eukaryota; Metazoa; Chordata; Mammalia; Primates; Lemuridae. Gene Ontology annotation, biological process: regulation of transcription by RNA polymerase II. Gene Ontology annotation, cellular component: nucleus. Bases 156 to 2012 code for a protein of 618 amino acids. The transcript has 16 exons. Gene Ontology annotation, molecular function: DNA-binding transcription activator activity, RNA polymerase II-specific; RNA polymerase II cis-regulatory region sequence-specific DNA binding.